AUGGGCUCUAUUAGGACAUACGUUUAUAACUACCUAUUCUCCCGUGGUUUAGGUGGUAAGGUCAUCCUUCGUAUGGAUGAUACGGACAGUUCUAGACUGAAAAUUGGUAGUGAGCAAGAUAUACUAUCUGGAUUGAAAUGGCUUGGGUUGCUUUGGGACGAGGGGUUGGAGGUAUCUGGAAACUAUGGCCCUUAUUAUCAAUCACAACGAAAUAACAUUUACACGUUAUAUGCUAAUAAGUUAAUUGAAGAAGGUAAAGCAUAUCGUUGUUUUUGCACAAAGGAAGAAAUCGAUUCUAAACGUGAAAAGGCAAUUGAAAAUGGAAUUCCGUACAAGUAUGACAAACUUUGUAGAAAACUGGAUGAUAAGACUUUGUCCGAAAAUUUGAAGAGUAAUAAACCAUAUACUAUUCGCAUAAAAUCUAACGAGACAUACGAUCACGACUUUAUAUUACUAAGAUCCAAUGGAGUAGCAACGUAUAAUUUUACUACAAGUGUUGAUGACUAUUUGAUGAAAAUAACACAUGUUAUAAGAGGGAUUGAGCAUCAUGAUAAUACAUUAAAACAAAAGCAAAUAUUAGAGGCACUUGGUUGUAAAAUACCAGAAUACAUACACUGUUCUUUGGUAUUGAAUCCAAACAAGACAAAAAUAAGUAAACGCGAUGAUAACUACAUUACAGUAUCCAAAUUAAGGAAUGAAGGGAUAUCUCCGUUGGUAUUAAUAAAUUACUUGGCGUUGCUAGGAACAAGUUAUGCAAAUUCUGGGACUGUCUAUGGCUUAGAUGAUCUCGUAAAACUAUUUUCAUUGGAUAUGAUAACCAAUGUCCCAAUCGUAUUUGAUUAUGAUAGACUAAAAUGGAUGAACAAAUUGUAUAUAACCAGCAUUGAUAUUGAAACAUUUUUACACGAACUUUUCGAACAUAUUGAUUUUCUUGAGGAAAACGAUAAUCUAAAAAUGGACUCCAAAUCACUUAAACUUAUCGCAGAAAGAAUUGUAUGCCCGUUUAAGAAGCAGACGCACACAUACAAAGAAUUCGUAUCAAUCAUAUACAAUAGUUUAGCCUAUGACGCUCCACACUUUGAAGAUCUAAAUGAUAAAGGUAUGAUCACACAAGCCCUUAAUGAUUUUAAAACAAGGAUAGUUGAGCUUACCAAAAAAUGUAGUCAUAGUGAAGAAUUAUACUCUAACUUUCUUAACGUUGUAAAGGAACUUGAGAAACUAAAAUCAGCUAAAUACAACAUAAGUACCAUAAGAUACAUGAUGACAGGGCACAAAUCCGGUCCUCCAUUCAUGGAAAUGGUAAAAAUCUGGAAAAUCGCAGAAGAAUAUAAGAUUGAGAAUUUUAUAACGCUGAGGGAGCGAAUCGCAAUUCUAGACAGUCUAAAAAUUAAAGUAUAA
Molecule: messenger RNA, 1398 nt
Organism: Theileria equi strain WA
Lineage: Eukaryota; Apicomplexa; Aconoidasida; Piroplasmida; Theileriidae
Product: glutamyl-tRNA synthetase, putative
Exons: 11
Coding region: 1-1398 (465 amino acids)
Biological process (GO): glutamyl-tRNA aminoacylation
Molecular function (GO): tRNA binding; glutamate-tRNA ligase activity; ATP binding
Source: RefSeq, a predicted model, not a curated record